AAAGAAACAGACGGACGGUAACCACAGCAACAGCCACCAAUUUUUCGUGUAAAAUACCGAAGUGUUUGAAAUUAUAUCAAUAUCUCGAUUGCAUCAAAGAUGAACUCUGUUACUCCACUACUUGUCUGUGCUUAUUUUGUCGUUUCACUGGAUACAGUGUUACUCAUCAAGCCGAAUCAAAACCAUGUUUCAGGUGAUCUUGAAGAAUUUUCGGAUUAUGAGAUGCUUCUCUCUAUUCAUGACGCAGUUCAACGAGUAGAGAUUAUGAGAGGACUGGGAUUCCCCUCAGACAGCAACACUGAAGAGGUGUGCUAUGAAAAACUUGGUUGUUUUAACAAGAACGGGACCUUUAAACAUCUACGCAUUUUACCCGAUUCUCCCAGCUCAAUUAAAACCCAGUUUUACUUAUACACUAGAAGUAACAGCGACGAAGCUCGGAUGCUAGAUUACAUUGAUGAGUCGACCGUGCUGACAUCUACCUUAAAUCCAGAGUCACCCUUAAAGAUAAUCAUUCACGGAUUUUUCCAAGACAGUAAGAAAUCCACACUAACCAAGAUCAGAAAAGCUAUUCUCGACAAAGAAAAUGCCAACGUUGUCAUGGUUGAUUGGGGAAAAGGUGCUAUACCUCCAUUCUAUAACGCUGCUUCUGUAAACACUGAACUAGUUGGACGCCAGGUAGCAGCACUGAUCAAGUUACUAAUUGAGAAGAGGGGAAUGUCGACAGCCAAUAUACACAUCAUUGGAUACAGUCUUGGUGCUCAUGCUGCUGGUUUUGUGGGCAAAAGACUUAAGGAAAUUUCAGGAGCUCGGAUUAAGCGGAUCACUGCUUUGGACCCUGCUGGACCAUUCUUCGAAGGCAAAGGUAAAGAUGUCCACCUGAGCGUUGAUGAUGCUGAGUAUGUCGAUGUUAUUCACACUAGUGUUGGCACCAACAUUUUGUCUGGAGAAGUUGGCAUGCACGAAGCUAUAGGACACGUGGACUUUUACCCUAAUGGUGGUAACCAGCAACCCAUGUGUUACCCAAAGAAAGGACUUGUUGAUGGCCUUGUUUGUAAUCAUAAAGCCUCAUCGAAGUAUUUUAUUGACUCCAUGACAAAUGACUGCCAUUACCAAAGCUACCCCUGUCCAGGAGGCUAUGAAGACUUUCUCGCUAGUAAAUGUUUCAGCUGUGAAAGCGGCUGUAGUAACAUGGGUUACUACAGUCACAAAUUUGACAGUGUUGGGUCCCUAUAUCUGGUUACCAGACGAGAGGAACCUUACUGUGGUAGACCAGUUAACAUUGCAGUCAAAGCGUCCAACAAUCAGAAGCGUACGUAUGGAGAGGUGUAUAUCACUGUUGUAGGAAAUACAGGAAAGUCGGACACAAUAAUUCUAACACAAAAAUCUGAUACAACCAUCGAAUCCGGAGAAGAAUUAAAUUUAUUGGCCAGUGUGGAUGCAGCUGUUCUUCCGGUGCGUGAAGUCAGAAUAACCUAUAAUCGUUAUAAGGGCUGGUUCACUUCUGGCACAGAAACUUGGAAGAUCGACCAUGUCAAAAUCACAAUUGAGAACAAAUCACGCUUCAAUGUAUGUGUUCCUGAAACUGAAUUACGAGAUGGACAGGAAACAACACUGACCAUUGGUGGAAACUGCUAACGUCAUUUCCACUGAACGAGGCAAAGGACCAUAUAUGUACAGCUGUACAAUAGUAAAUAAAACACUAAGUGUACA
This is a messenger RNA of Limulus polyphemus (Atlantic horseshoe crab), 1710 nucleotides long. RefSeq names its product pancreatic triacylglycerol lipase-like. NCBI's taxonomy places the organism in Eukaryota, Metazoa, Arthropoda, Merostomata, Xiphosura, Limulidae. Gene Ontology annotation, biological process: lipid metabolic process. The coding region runs from base 100 to 1635 and encodes 511 amino acids. The record is from RefSeq and is a predicted model, not a curated record. Gene Ontology annotation, molecular function: carboxylic ester hydrolase activity; protein binding; lipase activity. The transcript is spliced from 8 exons.